Messenger RNA from Lycium ferocissimum, 1240 nucleotides. RefSeq names its product peroxidase 27-like. The transcript is spliced from 4 exons. The coding region runs from base 45 to 1019 and encodes 324 amino acids. Lineage: Eukaryota; Viridiplantae; Streptophyta; Magnoliopsida; Solanales; Solanaceae. Gene Ontology annotation, molecular function: peroxidase activity; heme binding. Gene Ontology annotation, cellular component: plasmodesma; plant-type cell wall. Gene Ontology annotation, biological process: hydrogen peroxide catabolic process; response to oxidative stress. The record is from RefSeq and is a predicted model, not a curated record.
GUUACUUAAGUGAGAUUUUCUCCAUCUUCUGUCCAAAACAAAUAAUGGCAACAUUUAGAUUUCUUUCAUUUCUCAUUGUUCAACUUUUUUUGGUCUUGGAAGUUGCCAAUUCACAAGGGGUGGAAGUAGGGUUCUACAAGAAAACAUGUCCAAAUGUAGAGACAAUUGUGAAAGAAACAACAGCUCACUACAUUUCUCGUGCUCCUACUCUUGCUGCUCCAUUGUUGAGAAUGCAUUUUCAUGAUUGUUUUGUUAGGGGAUGUGAUGGUUCAGUGCUACUAAACUCAACUAAUGGAAAUCAAGCUGAAAAAGAUGCAAUUCCAAACCAAAGCCUGAGAGGGUUCCAAGUGAUUGAUGCUGCUAAAUCUGCUUUAGAGAAAGAGUGUCCUGGCACUGUCUCUUGCUCUGAUAUUUUAGCCUUAGCUGCCCGUGAUGCUGUUUCACUGAUCAAUGGACCAAGUUGGCCAGUUCCCUUGGGAAGAAGAGAUGGAAGAGUCUCAAUCCUCUCAGAGGCCUCAAAAAACCUGCCAACUCCUUUUGAUAACUUCACUACUCUUAAAACAACAUUUGGUGCACUGGGCCUAAAUGUAAAAGACCUUGUUGUUCUAUCAGGAGGACACACAAUUGGGAUGUCACAUUGCUUUUCCUUCUCGAGCCGUUUGUACAAUUUCACUGGCAAAGGUGACAUCGACCCAAACAUGGACCAAAACUACAUUAAUCGUUUGAAGAUCAAAUGUAAGCCCAAUGAUGUGACCACAAUUGUUGAAAUGGACCCUGGAAGUUUCAAGAGUUUUGACACUGAUUAUUACACUAUGGUUGCCAAAAGAAGAGGGUUGUUUGCAUCUGAUGCAGCUCUUCUUACAAAUAGUCAAACGAAAAAUUAUGUGUUGUCCCAAUCAAAACCACAUGGAUCAACUUUCUUCAAGGACUUUGGCGAAUCAAUGGUGAAAAUGGGGAAAAUUGGAAUCCUUACUGGGAAAGCUGGUGAAAUUCGAAAACAUUGUGCCUUCAUAAACUAAGAGAAACUUUGAUAAGCUAUUUUUUCUUGAAAGAUUUUUGUCAUUUUUGGAUUGUUAUGUUGAAGGGGAUCGGAUCUCUGUGGGGAAUAAUUUGCUUUUCUUUUCUUAUUUAUUAGUUCGUGAACCAUGUGACUUAUAUGGUGGCAAACCUUUAUUGUAUAUCAUGUAAUUAAAUUUGUAAUUCAGUUCGUAUCGAGCUAAUAAAAAUGUGAUUUUGCUUA